This is a messenger RNA of Knipowitschia caucasica, 516 nucleotides long. The record is from the annotation of a GenBank genome assembly. NCBI's taxonomy places the organism in Eukaryota, Metazoa, Chordata, Actinopteri, Gobiiformes, Gobiidae.
AUGUCCCAGAGUCCACAGAUUAAAGAGGAGCCUGAGGAGCAGAGAAUCAAACAUGAGGAAGAGCAGCUGCAAGUUUUAGUCUCUGUGAAGACAGACGAGUGCUCAGAUGGAGCGCAGGGCGAGGACAUCAGCUCAGGGAGUGGGGGCGACAUGGAGCACUUCUCUGGUUCCAGGCUCAAGCAGGAAAUCCAAGAGAGUAAAGAAGAGUCAGAGAAGAGCGGACAGCAGGAGAAAGAACAGCUGAAAGUGUUUCUCCCACAGUCCAGUCCUGUCUGUGUGAAGACAGAAGAAAAGUCACUGCUUCAAAGACGACGUGAGCACAGAGAGGAAACACAGGGAGAGGACAUGAGCUCAGAGACAGAGGGAGACACGGAGCACUCCUCUGACAAUGAGGCUGAGGAAGUAGAGUCUAAUGCCUCUUUAACAAAAGCACACGCACGCGAUAGACUAGUGUGGUGGGGUCCAGAGUCAGAGCGACAUAAGGCACGUGGGCAGGGCGGCGCCACCUGCUGCUGA